GGGAGGGACGGGGACUCGGCGCGGGGACCUUCACGCGGGUGGCGCGGGGUCGGCGCGUGCCGAGAGGGGGGCUGACGCGGCACGUGACGAUCUGCCCCUUCCCCCCUCCACAGGGAUCCAGCUGGGGGGGGGGGGGGGGGGGGAAGCAAAGCCCCCAUCCCCAAGCACCCCAGCGUGGGGGCCAGGGCCAGGAUCCACUCGGUGCAGGAUCCUGAGGAUCUGGCCCGCGGCGCCCGCAGGUGAGGGAUGCGCCUGCCCGGGGCCAUGCGGCUGGUGCGGUUCCGGGGGGCCGCAGGGGGCGAAGCCCGCCUGGGGCUGGAGGAGGCGGCCGGGGGGAGCGUGGUGGACCUGAGCGUGGCCGAGCCGGCGCUGCCCCGCUCCAUGCGCGCCUUCCUCGAGAGCGGCCAGCACGGCCUCGCCGCCGCCCAAAGGGCGCUGGAGUCAGGCCGGCAGCGGCUGCCGCGGGACAGCGUGCGGCUCCUGGCGCCCGUUGGGGACCCCGAGAAGGUGAUCUGCGUCGGGCUCAACUACCGCGACCACUGCCUGGAGCAGAACGCGAAGGUCCCCAAGGAACCCAUCAUCUUCAACAAGUUCCCCAGCGCCAUCAUCGGGCCUUUCGAUGACAUCGUGCACCCCGAGGAGAGCAGCGAGGUGGACUGGGAGGUGGAGCUGGCCGCCGUCAUCGGCAAGAAGGGGCGGCACAUCGAGGAGUCAUCAGCCAUGGAACACGUGGUGGGCUUCACGGUGGCCAACGACGUCAGCGCGCGGGACUGGCAGCUGAGGAACGGGAGGCAGUGGCUGCUGGGGAAAACCUUCGACACCUUCUGUCCCCUGGGGCCGGCUCUUGUCACCAAGGACGCGGUGGCAGACGUCCACAACCUGAGCAUCCGCUGCAGCGUCAAUGGGCGUCCGAUGCAGGACAGCAGCACCAGCCACCUCAUCUUCAGGCUGCCCCAGCUCAUCGCCUGGGUGUCCCGCUUUGUCACACUGGUCCCCGGGGACAUCCUGCUGACCGGAACCCCCGCCGGGGUCGGGUUUUUCCGGAAACCCCCGGUGUUUCUUAAGAGAGGAGACGAGGUGCGGUGCGAGAUCGAGGAGCUGGGUGCCAUCUGCAACAAGGUGGUGUGAAGACGGAGAGGCCAAAUCUCCCCCCUGUCCCCCAUCGCGAUGGGGCUGCCUUCCCCACCCCACGGGGGUUCAAAAUAAAUCCACGAGCCAGGUCCGGUA
Messenger RNA from Phalacrocorax carbo (great cormorant), 1227 nucleotides. The record is from RefSeq and is a predicted model, not a curated record. NCBI's taxonomy places the organism in Eukaryota, Metazoa, Chordata, Aves, Suliformes, Phalacrocoracidae.